UAUAGGUCAACUCGGUGCACGAGAGAUUGUUUAGGUUCAUGCAAAAGGCGUCAAUCUGCACAUAGUAGCUAGAAAGUUGGGUAAAAUGAAACUAAACAUUGCUUGAUUACCAGGUUUUACACCCGAUGGAAGACAUGAAGAAACACGGGGAGCUAUGGAGAAUAGAUUCAGCGUUUUGAUCGAUAACGAGGAUCUCUCGCGAUUUUCAAACAGUUUCAACUCAGAAAGAUCUAAGACUCUGUUUGAAGAAAUUCGUGCCUCAAUAAAUAACAAUGAUGAAGAAGACCGCUCCUUCUGGAGGCCUGUGCUUCCUUGGGGUGGUGUCUUUACCAUCAAGGCAGGACGAAAGGCCAUAUCAUGCAUCCCUCUUUAUGUGGAAAUCCAGCUGAAAAACACCUGCACCAUUGACGGCUUCCUCAUGAUCCUGUACGUGAUUCUGCGGGACAACCGGGGUUUUCAUAGGGAGCUCGGUGUCUUCCUGGGCAAGCAGUUUGUGGAGCAUUUCCUCUACCUGAUGGACUCCUUUGACUACACCACAGUGAAGAUUCUGUGGAUCUGGAACAGGAUGUCUAAAAGACAGUACCGCUCAAAGAUCCACAAGGCAGCCCUGGAGAUCGACCUGUUUGGAAACGAGCACGAUAACUUCACAGAGAACCUGGAGAACCUCAUGUCUACCAGGCAGGAGAGCCUGUGCACCAACCGGAGCUGUCCGGCCCGUUUCCAGCUUUUCAUCAAGAGCACGGUCAACAUCAGCCCUCCCCAUGAACUUCCUCACAAAGAUCCAGUUCAGUCGGCUGUGGACGAGUUCUUCUGUCCCAAGCUCCUUCUUUGCCCAGAACAGGGGUGUGACGGCUUAAGGGAGUUGUCUCAGAGGGUUUUCUGCCAUGGCCCUCCACCUUUUGUUAUUCUCAACAUGCAGCAGUGGAGGUCAGAGGAACUGUCAUAUGUACCUUACCACCUGACUCUCUGUCAGCAAAGUUUUUUCUUCCUCAGAUACUUACUGGAGGGCGCCACGCUCUUCAACAAGGAGGAGCAUCACUACUCAGCAGCGUUCCAGAUAGACGGCUGCUGGAUGCACUACGACGGCCUAAGGAACGAUAACUUGGUCCUACUUCACAAGCCUCCAGAGUUCCUGCUGCUGUCCUCUCUGGUCUACAUUCGCGCCUCUCACAAGUGAUGUUUUUCCUGCCAUAGAUGGACAUGCAGUGCAGAUGGGUUUCACAAAGCAGAGAGCAGCAUCUUCUCUAGUGUCGGCAUUAUUUUUCUACAACUGUUCUUAUAUUGACGUUACAAUGCAUCCUUAGGUCAUGCUGAGUAUUAUUCCUUUGUCAAUUUUAAGACUCAAUCACGAACACCUGUAUGCUUUCUGUGCAAAUGAAAAACUCUUGAUUUUUGAGGUACUAUAAUGGUGCUGGGUUGAUGGGUAUUAAUGAUGAUGGAGAACGUGAUUCUUGGUGCAAGUCUUUUACAAAACAAGUUUGGAAACAGUUGAAACACCUUAAACAGUUGGUAAAUUUAUCGUGGAAUACCGCUGUAUAAUUAAUGGCUGUUUGGAAGAGAUGCGUUAUCACAUUUCCAGCUAAAGUAUCAUCUCCUGUGCUUUUUUCCACUUUAUAUUAAAGCAUUAUCUUUCUGUAAAAAAAGAAAAAGAAAAUAAUUAAACUGGUGCUUUUUCUAAUUCACACUGUGGUGAGGGAAAUUAACUACCAAACUGUAGCAAAGUGCAUGUGUGCAGGUUAAGACGUUAAAGUUGAGGGUGAGUGUUUUAUACAAAGUGUGAAUGUUAGAAUGGAAAGUUAUUAAAUGUAAAGAAUGAUUAAAGCAGCCUGUAAUUUGGUCUCUGAUACUAAAAGCUUAAACGUGACCAAACUGGCUUUUAUGGCAUGAAGCAGCAUUCCUGUGCUGAUAAACGCCCUCCACUUCAGCUUACUGUCCAGUCUUCUACAUAAAUGUCAUUUUUGUGAAGGUUGUUGAACUUUUCACAUAGUGCCUCUGCCAUAAAAAAGCUUUUACCUACAUCUGUUGAGUGUUGAUUGCGAGUAAGUUUUGGUCUGUUUCUUUUCUGUAGACAACUGUCCUUAAAAUGCAAAUACAAAUAUUUU
Molecule: messenger RNA, 2102 nt
Organism: Cololabis saira (Pacific saury)
Lineage: Eukaryota; Metazoa; Chordata; Actinopteri; Beloniformes; Belonidae
Gene: dorip1
Product: chromosome 16 C14orf28 homolog
Exons: 5
Coding region: 155-1177 (340 amino acids)
Source: RefSeq, a predicted model, not a curated record